Molecule: messenger RNA, 2932 nt
Organism: Corticium candelabrum
Lineage: Eukaryota; Metazoa; Porifera; Homoscleromorpha; Homosclerophorida; Plakinidae
Product: complement C1q and tumor necrosis factor-related protein 9-like
Exons: 19
Coding region: 1890-2738 (282 amino acids)
Biological process (GO): immune response
Cellular component (GO): membrane
Molecular function (GO): tumor necrosis factor receptor binding
Source: RefSeq, a predicted model, not a curated record
GGCAAUUUUACUUACAUCAAUCCAAGUAUGUUGCCAUAGUAUUGCUGGAGGAGUGCUUGGCAUUACAAGAGAAAUACCCUUCAGCUAAUGCUGUCAAAGUGGCAAAUACUAUGAGGCUGUUUGGUAGCUGUUUUAUGGAACAAAACAAAUUGUCUGUAGCAGAAAGAUUAUUGAGAGAUUCUGUUGAUACAAAAAAAUCCUGCUCUUCCGGAAGGUCAUCCUGAUCUUGCACAUGGUCAGUUAACACUUGCUCAGUGUCUGCACCAUCAAGGUAAAGUAAGUGAAUCAAUCAAGCUGAUGAAGGAGUGUGUCAGGAUCUAUAAAUCAUCUUUUCAUCUUGAACAUCGUCAUGUGGCUGCAGCUGUUGGUCAACUUGGAUAUUAUUUACUGGUAGCUGGACAUUUGGAUGAAAGCAAAAAACAUUUGGAGAAUCUCUUGCCAUAGUCAGACAUUCAUUACACAAGAAACAUCCUGAUACAGCAAUUGAGUGUGAUGAGAAAAGGGAAGAACAUUGAAGCAGAAAAACUUCAUCACAAAGAUCAAUAUUGCAACAACCCGCCAAUGUACACACUGUUAAUCGAUGUGCUGUCGGUCCCAGUUAUAGCAAAGUUCAAGAGAGAAACUCAUUGCUAGUUCGUCUUCCUGUUGGAAGUAAAGUUCCUUACACAGGAUGUACUUUCCGGUACAUAGAUACUACAGGUCAGACAGUUGAAGAGGUUCCAGGGGAAAGGCUGGAUAGUCGUACAAUAGAAACUGUUGCUCCUGCUUGGCCACAUGUUGAUCGAGUGGAGAUACACAUAUUUUCUUCAUGCACGUGGUCAAAUUUGUCAACCCGUGUGUAGAGGUGUUACCUCGUAUCGUCAAUGACUGUGAGGGUGACAGAAGCAUGCUACCAGGAGUAGUAGAGCAAGGAACAGAGAAAAGUAUAAGUUUGCACACAAAAAAUUGUUUCAUUGUUCUGUUAGUUGUUACUGCAAGAGUUGGUGGUUGAUUUCAAUUAAAACUGUGCAGUCAUCCUGUUCAUCAUUUAAAUGUAUGUUAAUGUGUUUAUUACAUUUUCUAGAACAUUCUUUAGUUUGGCCAUUCUGUGUUGCGAAGGAGGAGAUUGUCAAGUUACAGAUGUGACAAGUUAGACUUGCAAGCAAUUGUGUCUGAUUUACAGUUUCUUGAGGUUGGCAUGGAUGUCAGAAAUCAUUGGUAUGAGAUUGGUAUUCAUCUUGGAGUCGACUUAGAAGAGUUGUCUGCUUGUAAAGAGUGUUUCCCUCGUAACUUGGCUGCUCACCUCAUACAUGUCUUCUCACUGGAGAAAACGAGAGCAGAAAGCAACUAUUGCAAUACUCCUGGAAGCAUGCAGACAAGCAGGUGUCUGUGCAUGCAUCAGAGAAAGCAGUGAAGAAUGCACAAAAUCAAAAGUGAAAUUGGAUGGAAUUACGUACACUCAAGGACUCAAAUUUCAGUUAAGUUUUUUUAUUUAGAAUGGUGUCAUUGACUCAAGGAUUUCCUAAUUGUUGCUAAUAACAUAUCCAUCUACUGUAUCACACUGACUGGCCUUACACUGAAGUCAGUCUCAUGCCAUCUAGCUGUGGGCGAGUGCAUAAUCAUACACAUGGGAGUGGCAAAAUUCUCGAGCUAAAUCGAUCUUUUGCAGACAGAGUGAGAGCCCAUCAGUAUGUAGUAAUGGGACGUCACCCCAUCUGAUAAACAUUUAUUUGUUAAUAUCAAAUAUGUUUGGUUUUGUAUUUACAGUAUUUUGGGUUAUGUGAACUGGAAAUUUUGUGUGUGUGUGCGUGUGUGUGCAUGCGCGCGCACACUCUGGGAGGAAGUUCAUUACUGAGCUAUCUGCCUUUCAUCCUUGGCUUCUACCGGUCACUUCCCUGUCAACGAGCGACAUGAACAUUAUCGUCUUCGUUGCAAUUGUUUGCUGCUUUUUCCGCGUCCGAUCAUUAACUCCUAAAACUGGAGACUCUACAAACUCUGAAGAUCCAGAAGUUCAAGUCUGUCAACCGCUAAAGUCUUAUCUCAAACGAACUCAGAUGGUGCGUCUUGACAACGUGUCUGGCAUUGGCGGAAAAGGAGAGAAAGGAAGUCCAGGGGAAAAGGGUCCAAGAGGGCCCCAAGGCAUAAGAGGAUCAAAGGGAGAAAUCGGUAUCCAAGGUCCAGUAGGUCCUAGGGGUGAUCAUGGAUUACCUGGAGCAAAGGGAGAAGCUGGACCACAAGGUCGUCCCGGUCUAGAGGUGAGUGCAGAUGUGUUGAAACGCUAUUUUUCUCUAUUCAAGGGACUGGCAGAUAGGAUGAAGCAACUGGAGGAUUGGAAAGAAGAGUGGACAAAGAAUAAGAGAAGAGUGACUGUUGCAGCACAUCUUGUAGGAUCAUAUGGCAGUUAUUAUACUAUAUCAGGUGUGAUAACCUACUGGCAAACAAGAAGUCCAUCAUUCUUACUGGGUGCCAUCACAUACAGCAAUGGAGCUCUUACAAUUCCAUCUGAUGGUGUUUACUAUAUUUAUACACAUCUGUGGUUACAUGACUAUAGUGGCAGUUCCAUUACACCUUACAUCAGAGUAAAUGGCAAUCGUGUUUUGAACAUUCGAAGCUACCAUCAUCAUACUGAAGACAAAACCAAGCACGCUGGUCUACUUCAGCUGCUGAAAAAAGGUGAUAGCGUUGACAUACAUGGUGGAGGACAUCAACACCACAUGGCCUCUACUCAUUCAGUUUUUGGUAUUUUUAAGAUCAACUAGAAGCAUGUUGUUGAGAAUGAGAAUAUCAAUUAAUUAAGUGAUAAGUGUGAGUGUCACAUGACUCUCCAUGUGAUCAUGUUUAGUAGUAAUUGUAGUUGUGACUGUAUGUUGGACUGUAGUGUGACCAUUCAACCCUAAUUUUUGUUUGUUUCAUUUCUGUAUUACGAGGAAUAAAUGUUCAUCUCUUUCUCUUA